AUGCAGGACCAUGUGGAGGAGUCGGCGGCCGCUUUGAAGAAACUGGCCAUUGACAACUUGAGUCCAGAAAGCACCCCGGCUGCCGUGGACCUCAACAUGGCACUACUGCAUGUGGAAAACAUAGCGGAGGACUUGGAACAGCUUGUGUUCCAAGUUGAAGACUGUAUGCGGGACGUUGGCGUCGACAACCAUGGUCUUGACACCGACAUUUCAAGCGCAGCAGUGUUAGAGGAAGGGGCUGCAUCACAAGACAACGACGAGGAUGGUGUCGUUCAGUCUGACUGGAGCACCGAUGAGCUCCUGUGUUCCGAAGAUUCAAUGUCCAUCGAAUCCGAUAGGGACGAAAUGGAGUACGCUGGAUUCCUUCGCGGGGAAAUGGAGAACAUGCCGUGGGAUGAUGUGUUGCCGCUCACCGAAGAUGCCAUCAUCGGCACCCAGACUCCUUCCGCGCAGGUGCAGGACAAUGAGGCACCCGUAGAGGCGGCAGCAGGUGGUGGCCGUGGCUGCAGUUAUAAGUUGGAGGAGGACCUUCUCCUGGUUGCGGCCUGGUUGAACGUGAGCCUAGAUCCCGUGGUUGGGAGCAACCAGAGCUUAGGUGCAUUCUGGCACAGGAUCGAGAGUUACUACAACGAGAGCAAGACAUUUACAUCAACUCGGAAUAAGAAAUCGCUGCAGGGGAGAUGGACAUUCAUCAACACGACGGUCCAGAAGUUCUGCGGCCACUACGCAAGAGCCCUGCGCACUAAGAAGAGUGGAACGACCGAGGCGGAGACGGUCGUUGAGGCAUGUAAGAUGUUUCAAGCCGUGGAGCAUAAGGAGUUCACCUUGCUGCCGUGUUGGAGGGAGUUGCGCAAUCAUCCGAAGUGGCAAGCGGAGUCGGCGCGCAAAAAACAGAAAACCGCACCUUCCGGAAGUCCCUGUUCGACACAACACGGAGGGUCUUCAGCGGGGAUGAACAUACCUGAGAAGGUCGGCGAACAUCCUUCCACCUGCAGCCCUCGUGCGAAGAGGCCUCCAGGGCGCACGCGAUCGAAAGACGGGGCACGGGGUAUGUCUUCCUCAAGUUCUGCUUCAGCGCCCAUGACAGAUCUUGUUGAUCGCCAACUCGCAAUGAAAGAGAUGAUUGAGAAGGAAAGGGCUAAGAGGUUCGCAGAGUUGAUGGAAGUUGAGCGCAAGAAGCUCCGCCUUGAGGAAGAGCGUAUGCAAAUGCAGAGGGAGAAGGAGGAGCGGGACAUAAUGAACAUGGAUAUUUCACAUAUGGAUGAGGACCAGCAAGCAUACUACAAGAGUCUUCGGCAGAGCAUCAUUGCAGCUCGUCGCGCCUCUUCUGGGCCUUCUGCAUAA
Molecule: messenger RNA, 1344 nt
Organism: Phragmites australis (common reed)
Lineage: Eukaryota; Viridiplantae; Streptophyta; Magnoliopsida; Poales; Poaceae
Product: glutathione S-transferase T3-like
Exons: 3
Coding region: 1-1344 (447 amino acids)
Source: RefSeq, a predicted model, not a curated record